Rhizophagus irregularis DAOM 181602=DAOM 197198 is the source of this 1847-nucleotide messenger RNA. RefSeq lists its product as uncharacterized. The record is from RefSeq and is a predicted model, not a curated record. Gene Ontology annotation, biological process: dephosphorylation. Gene Ontology annotation, cellular component: fungal-type vacuole membrane. Gene Ontology annotation, molecular function: alkaline phosphatase activity. NCBI's taxonomy places the organism in Eukaryota, Fungi, Glomeromycota, Glomeromycetes, Glomerales, Glomeraceae.
UUUUGAUUUUCAGCCUUUUGUAGGGAUGCUGGUUAAUGAUACCAAAUAAAUUUUUAUAUUUAAACCACUCAUAAAUACUUACAUUCCUUUUUAAAAUUUUUAGAAGUUUUGCUUCUUUUAUUGAUUCAUUUGUUGAAUAAGUUCCAACUUUUAUUACAGGAAUCAUGAGCACUCACGGAGAUCCAGCAGAAACGGAACGUUUACUUGGUCUUGGCCAAGAACGAAGAAAGACGCGUAAAGAAGUGUGUACUGUAAUUUUCGCUGCGGUGAUAAUCGUAGCCGCAGUAAUAGUAAUAGUUUCAUUAUGGACAUCAUUAUCUUAUGAUGAUUCUUAUGAGAAAAGAAAUGUCAUCCUUAUGAUCUCUGAUGGAUUUGGUCCUGCAUCGGAAACAUUCGCUCGCGAUUACGUACAAUAUGUAAAAAAAUUGAACUAUAAUUAUCUCACUCCAUUAGAUAAAAUUCUUGUUGGAUCUUCUCGAACUAGAUCAUCAGAUAGCCUUGUCACUGAUUCCGCUGCUGGAGCUACAGCUUUUGCAUGUACUAUUAAAACUUAUAAUCGCGCUAUAGGAGUUAAUCCGGAGAAAGUUCCUUGUGGUACCGUGUUGGAAUCUGCCAAACACUUAGGUUUAGCGACUGGCUUAGUUGUCACGAGCCGUAUCACUCAUGCUACACCAGCCACGUUCUCGGCUCAUGUAGUUGAUAGGGAUAUGGAAGCUGAUAUUGCUGCACAACAAAUUGGCGAUUAUCCUCUUGGAAGACAAGUUGAUUUAAUGUUUGGUGGAGGUCGAUGCUUUUUCUUGCCAAAUAGUACAGAAGGAAGUUGUAGAAUUGAUGAACGUGACUUGGUUAAAGAGUCAAAAGAAAGAGGGUUUAAAUAUUUUUCUACAAGGAAAGAGUUUGAUGAUCUUGAACCAAGAAAAGACAAGUUUCCCCUUUUAGGACUCUUUACACUCGAUCAUAUGUCAUAUGAAAUUGAUCGUGAUCCUACUAAAGAGCCAUCUUUGAAAGAAAUGUCAGAAAAAGCUCUUAAAUUCCUCGAAUCUGCAACUGCUGAUAGUGAUAAAGGCUUUUUCCUUAUGAUUGAAGGCAGUAGGAUUGAUAUGGCUGCUCAUUCAAAUGAUGCCGCCACACAUGCUCAUGAUAUUAUGGCUUAUCAUGAAACGAUUGAUCUAGUCAAGAAAUAUGUCGAUAAACAUCCUGGUACAGUUAUGAUUUCAGUCAGUGAUCACGAAACUGGUGGAUUGUCACUCGCUCGUCAAGUUUCCGAUCUACCACAAUAUCUAUGGUAUCCUGAACCUGUCUCGCGUGUAAAGAAUUCAUCAUUUAUUCUUUCACAGGAGCUAUUGAAUUAUUGGGAAAACGAUCGUGAAGCUUAUAUUAAAAAUAUAAUUCGUAGCGGAUUAGGAAUCGGAGAUAUUGAUGAUUAUGAUGUUAAUUGGUUAAAUCAAAAUCGUACUCAAUUAGAUUAUGAAUACUUUUUGGCUAAUAUUACAAACUUUAGGGCUCAACUUGGGUGGGCGACACAUGGACAUUCUUCUGUUGAUGUUAAUCUUUAUGCAUACGGACAAGGUAGUGAUGCUUUACGCGGAAAUCAUGAAAAUACUGAUAUUGGAGAUUUUAUUGUCAAAUAUCUUAAUUUGGACCUUGAUUUUAUCACAUAUAAAUUAAAUAGUGAUAAUGGAACAUUUCAUCAAGCUUUUGAAUCCACUCAUUUCCAUAAUGAUGAACACCACCAUCACUAAAAUUAAAUUUAUCUUAUUUAUACAUAGUAGAGCGAUACAAUAACAUUUUUUUUUUUGUAUAAUAUAUUUAUAAAUAAAGUUAAAUUUUUAUUGAAUUAAAUACAU